Striga asiatica is the source of this 2144-nucleotide messenger RNA. Lineage: Eukaryota; Viridiplantae; Streptophyta; Magnoliopsida; Lamiales; Orobanchaceae. The record is from the annotation of a GenBank genome assembly.
CAACCAAGAAAAAAAAAGAAAAAGAAAUCAGCUCUAUAAAACCCCAACCAUUUUGCACCCUUUCUCAUCAAAGCAGAGGCGCGCUCAAUCUGCCUACUCCAGGUACUCACCAGUCACCACGCCUUAAACACCCUACAAUGGCGCUCGCUGCCCAAAAUUCCCUUCUUCUCAACAAAUCCUCCAUAAUCCCUCAAACUCAUUUCCUCACCAACCCCACUCCUUCAUCUCUCGUUCUCAGAUCCACCGCCAAACCCAUCUCCGCCGUCCACUCCCCCGAUCCCUCCAAUCCCAAGACCCCCAUUGCCCCCGCCGCCGCCGUCUCCACGUCGUCCGCUUCUACUACCGCCGUCGAGACCAAGUCGGCCCCCAAGAGAUGGGCGCUGGACAGCUGGAAGUCGAAGAAGGCGCUGCAGCUGCCUGAUUACCCCAAUCAGGAGAAUCUGGAUUCGGUCCUCAAAACCCUAGACGCUUUCCCGCCGAUCGUGUUUGCCGGAGAAGCCCGGAGCCUGGAGGAGCGGCUUGGCGAGGCCGCCAUGGGGAAUGCUUUCCUUUUGCAGGGAGGGGAUUGUGCUGAGAGCUUCAAGGAGUUCAAUGCUAAUAAUAUCAGGGACACUUUCAGGAUCCUGCUUCAGAUGGGCGCCGUUUUGAUGUUUGGUGGCCAGAUGCCUGUUAUCAAGGUGGGAAGAAUGGCGGGACAAUUUGCAAAGCCUAGGUCUGACUCGUUUGAGGAAAAAGACGGUGUGAAGCUGCCUAGCUACAGAGGAGACAAUAUUAAUGGAGAUGCAUUUGACGAGAAGUCCAGGAUUCCUGAUCCCGAGAGGAUGAUAAGGGCAUAUUGUCAAUCGGCAGCCACUUUGAAUCUCCUGAGGGCUUUUGCCACUGGUGGAUACGCCGCCAUGCAAAGGGUCACACAGUGGAACUUGGAUUUCACCGAUCAUAGUGAGCAGGGUGAUAGGUACCGUGAGCUAGCCCACCGAGUGGACGAGGCACUAGGAUUCAUGCAAGCUGCCGGGCUCACGAUGGACCAUCCUGUCAUGAGGACCACCGAAUUCUGGACUUCCCAUGAGUGUUUGCUUCUUCCUUACGAGCAAUCACUCACUCGCCUCGACUCCACCUCUGGCCUCUACUAUGACUGCUCGGCCCAUUUCCUCUGGGUUGGCGAGAGAACCCGACAGCUGGACGGGGCCCACGUCGAGUUCCUCAGGGGAAUCGCCAACCCACUCGGCAUCAAGGUGAGUGAUAAGAUGGAUCCGAAUGAGCUCGUGAAGCUCAUCGAGAUUCUGAAUCCUCACAACAAAGCAGGUAGGAUAACAAUCAUCACGAGAAUGGGAGCUGAGAACAUGAGGGUGAAGCUUCCCCAUUUGAUCAGGGCUGUCCGUAGGGCAGGACAAAUUGUGACGUGGGUUUCGGAUCCUAUGCAUGGCAACACCAUCAAAGCUCCCUGUGGUCUCAAAACUCGUCCAUUCGACUCUAUCAGGGCUGAAGUUAGAGCUUUCUUUGAUGUGCACGAGCAAGAGGGAAGCCAUCCGGGUGGAAUGCAUUUGGAGAUGACGGGCCAAAAUGUCACGGAGUGUAUUGGUGGAUCGAGAAACCUGACGUUCGACGAUUUAAGCUCAAGGUACCACACUCACUGUGAUCCUAGGCUCAAUGCCUCCCAAUCCCUUGAGCUCGCGUUUAUUAUUGCUGAGCGCCUUAGGAAGAGGAGGCUCGGCCGCAACUAAGAAGCUGUUCAAUGGCUAGUGGGAUUUCGUAAUUUGUUUUUCCUGUUUCUUGAGCGUAAUUUUUUUUUCUUUAAAUGUGUUGUAUGUAUGUGUGUCCUGCGGUUUGGAACAGUUCGAAGCCAGAAAUAAAUUUCUAUAAGAAAUAAAUUUCUAUUAUAUAUAUUGGUUUGGUGGUAGGUGUGUUUUGUAUCUUUUAUUUUGUGGAGGGCCAUUGGUGCAAAAAAGUUGGUGCAACCUGUUCACACUCCAGUUCCAACUUAUUCUUAUGUCAUAUGGGUUGGUUAUGGAAACUCUACGUCGUUCAUCUCUCUAUUUAUUUACAUACUUAUGUCGUUCGUCUCUAAAUCUCAAUGUAUUUACAUAUUUUUAUGAAGUUAGUGUUUUUCAGUUACAACUUACAAGCAUAGUAACUUUUAGUGUUUU